AUGGACGACGACAGCGAGAUGUACUCUUGCCCGGAGGAACAGGCGCUUCCACCGCAAAUGAUAGAUCCCAACUGGAACGUUCUGGACCACUUGAGCCCUUUCCACCAAGCGUGUUACAUGCACCACCAACGCCACCGUUUGAACCACCUCAAAGCACUCAACGUUUACCACACGGACGACCAGCAUACUUUGCUCUUGGACGAAGCCGGAUUCUUGAGCGCUGUCGGUGUUCCUCUCCCAACCAGGGAACAACUGCAAAGGCCUCCUCCUGAGCUUAUCUUUGGCAAAGAAGCAGAGCAGAAGCAAAAUGAUGAACAGCUAUUAUCGAUGGCUACGCAAGUCUUGGAGGUUCUACAAGAUGGACCUGAAUAUAGACAUCCAACAUGGCAAACGCUUCAGCAACUCCUCGAAACCGAACUUUUACAUUACAAGACGCCUGCUGCACUGGUGGAAGCUGUCAAUGAUGCAAUCAAACAAGAAGAAGAGAACUACUCAACAUUUCGUCUUGUGUUUAUGGCUGACUUUCUCACUACUCCGGAAGCCAGCAAGGAUUCUUUCGACAAGAUUCUCGAAACAAUUUGCUUAGCUAUGGGCUAUAGAGUGUAUGGCAAGACCGAACAGCUGAAAAUGUUAAGCGAGAUUGACGAAGAACUCAGUGAAAAUGUGCUGGAGUUCCGCGACAUGUAUCAGCGAAUGAAUGCCCAUUUGGCACAAAACGGCACACAGAGAACCAAAACCGCCAUGGAGAAGCUGAAAAGGCUUGAUGACAGAUGGGAAAGGAUCGUUGAGACCCUCUCGCCCUACUUCACCUCAUACCAAAUGUGGGAAAAUGGUGAUGCUUUCAACAGCAGGUGA
Messenger RNA from Trichoderma citrinoviride, 855 nucleotides. RefSeq lists its product as hypothetical. The transcript is spliced from 2 exons. NCBI's taxonomy places the organism in Eukaryota, Fungi, Ascomycota, Sordariomycetes, Hypocreales, Hypocreaceae. The coding region runs from base 1 to 855 and encodes 284 amino acids. The record is from RefSeq and is a predicted model, not a curated record.